AACAUUUAGUACUUCUCCGUUUUCCUUUGUAGCUCAAUGGAGUCUCUUCCAGGAAACACAAGAAUUCAAUCCUCCAUUUUCAUUCUUUUUCCUUUUUAAAUUAUAAAUAUACGUAUAAGUCACAGACAGAUUAGUUGCUCUUUUAUCCAUUUUUGGUGGUGUAUGUACAUAUACACUGUUUUUAUACAUACAAAACUGUCAUGUACUAGGGUUUUAGUAUUAUCCUGCAGAUUUGAAAUUUUAACUUGAAGCCAUAGCCAAGGGUGUGCAUUGAGUUCGGGGCUACACUAUCCAAGUAUUUUGUUUUUGGAGAUAGAGAGCAAAAAGUUUUGGACAGAGAUUUCGCAAGGGUGAAAAACGGAAGAAUUUCGCAGAACGGAAUACUGAAGUGUUAAGAGACAAACAUUUAUAGAGAGACAGAGUUUCAGUUUUGGGGGUGGGGUGGAGUUAGGGUUUGUGUUUAAGAGGGAAAAAUUUAGAGAGGAAAAGCUCGAGCUGCGUUUUUGAGAGUGUGCGUGCUUUUUGGGUGUGAUGCUUGAGAAAUGGAGAUGGUGAACCCGCAGCCAUUGCAAGCGCGAUCAUUCGGUGGUAAAGGUUACGGACUAGCGCAGAUACCGAUGCAGAUCGACAAGGACGAAUUAGAUGGACGCCAAAUUGACACCAUGAACGGUGUGGAAGAAACUGGGGUAAGCUCCGUAAACUAUGGUGAUGGAGCUGUUGCGCGGACGAAUCGAACCAGUGAGCUCACUGUAGCGUUUGAGGGCGAGGUCUACGUCUUCCCUGCCGUUACACCUCAAAAGGUGCAAGCUGUGCUAUUACUUCUGGGAGGGGCUGAUACACCUACUAGUGUACCUAUAACCGAUUUUCUGCUGCAACAGAACAUCAGGGUUGUAGGUGAGGCUUCACAAGACUCGAAACUUUCUAAAAGAAUUGCCUCAUUGGUGAAGUUUCGUGAAAAGCGGAAAGAAAGGUGUUUCGAGAAGAAAAUUCGAUACAGUUGCCGGAAAGAAGUUGCACAGAGGAUGCACCGAAAGAAUGGACAGUUUGCAUCAUUGGUGGAGUGUCAUGAUAUUGCUGCUGGAAACUGGGAUCCAAAUGUGAGGACACCUUCUGAAUCUUGUUCUGGGAGAUGUCAGCAUUGUGGGGUCAGUGAGAAGUUCACCCCAGCAAUGCGUCGGGGUCCAGCUGGUCCAAGAUCACUUUGCAAUGCGUGUGGCCUUAUGUGGGCAAACAAGGGAACUUUGAGAGAUCUCACGAAGAAUGGGAGGAACAUUUCUUUCAAUCAGAGUGACCUGGAAACACCUACUGACUUAAAACCUUUGGCAAUAUUAACGGAAAGCUUUUGUACUGACAGAAAAGAGCAGGGAAGCCCAGAGGAGACUAAACCUGUUGCUCUAGCCUCUAAGAAGAACUCUGUUGGGCCUCAAAUACCGGGUUUGCUAGAUAUUGAUGAAGCUGCUAUUCAUACUUUGCCCAUAGAAAUGGAGAAUCCAUCCAUUGACCUUGAGGAAGAGGAAUUGCAGGAAACUCUAAAUGAGCUAGCCAAUACUUCAGGUUCAGAGUUUGAGAUCCCUGCAAGUUUUGAUGAGCACGUGGUGGUUUUUUAGCAACCUGGAAUCAACCAUAUAGGAGACUAACUGUAGGCUUCAGCUGGGUUUAAAAGCUCUAAAUGUUGGUUACUUCUGCAAGUUCAUGAAUACAAAAACUUACAGGUUGUUAUCGAUGUUUCCACCGUGGCAACUGAAUGGCCGGGACUUGAGAUCAUGUUUUUUGGCUGUGGUAGUGAACCUUAUAUGCUGUUUAUGGCUUCUCCAUGGUGCAGUUGCAGUUAGAGUCUCUACUAACAUAGAUGUUUUAUGUUCAUAGAAUAUUCUUGCUAUGCAAGUUGCCUAAUAUCUUGGUGUACCGCUGUUAGUUUCUGAUGUCAAUAAUAUUUUGUUUCUUCUUCUCAUGGACGGAUGUUAGUUCA
Carica papaya (papaya) is the source of this 1969-nucleotide messenger RNA. Its product is annotated as GATA transcription factor 19-like. Gene Ontology annotation, molecular function: protein binding; sequence-specific DNA binding; zinc ion binding. Gene Ontology annotation, biological process: regulation of DNA-templated transcription. The record is from RefSeq and is a predicted model, not a curated record. NCBI's taxonomy places the organism in Eukaryota, Viridiplantae, Streptophyta, Magnoliopsida, Brassicales, Caricaceae.